AUGGCAGCAGAAUGGCUCUGGCUGGAACCGUCGUGGCAGCCGUUCAACGAUGGAAGUAGCGGGUGGAGCAGUAGCGGCAGAAGCAGCAGCGGGGGAAACGCGAAAGACUGCUGCUGCUUGCCAUCUGACCAGUUCGACUCGACCAGUGAACCAAAGGAGGUGACGGUCGUCAAUACGAGGUUUGGACCCAUUCACGUGACGGUCGUCGGGGAUAGGAGCAAGCUGCCGCUUAUCACGUAUCAUGACAUUGGCAUGAACCACAAGAUGUGCUUCGGUCCGCUGAUGCGCUGCCCCGACACGGCGCCCAUGCUGCGCCACCAUUUCUGCUUCUUCCACAUCGACGCACCAGGUCACCAGGACGGCGCGCGGCAUCUGCGCGGAUCCGCGUCCCACGGCACGGCGCAGGACAUGGUGGACCAAGUCGCUGACGUCAUCAACGCGCUCAGGCUGAUGGACGUCACGUGCAUGGGCGUCACAGCGGGCGCGUACAUCCUCACGCUGCUCGCGCUGCGCCAUCCGUGUCUCGUGCGCUCGCUCAUCCUCAUCUCGCCGCUCUGCCGCCCCCCUUCCUGGGCCGAGUGGGGCGCGUCCAAGGUGCUGGUGUCGUCCCUGUCCCUCGUCGGCGCAGCUUCCGCCAUUGCCUCCGCUGCCCUCAUGCAGCGAUACAUCCCCCUCGCCCAGCGCGCCAAGCCCAAUCAACGGCCGUCCACCCCACAGCUCACAGCCAUUCAAGAGGGCAUGCGGGGCAUGGCAGCAGACGCCAUGGUGCAGUACAUCAGAGUCAUGGACCAGCGCAAGGACCUGACGGGGCAGCUGGCGGGGAUGCGGUGUCCGUGCCUGGUGGUGGUGGGGGAGAUGUCGCCCUUCCGUGAUGACGCCCUGCACCUGCAUGCCCACCUCCCCCGCCGCCUCGCUGCCUGGUUCCAGUGA
Molecule: messenger RNA, 930 nt
Organism: Closterium sp. NIES-65
Lineage: Eukaryota; Viridiplantae; Streptophyta; Zygnematophyceae; Desmidiales; Closteriaceae
Source: the annotation of a GenBank genome assembly